Messenger RNA from Babesia bigemina, 975 nucleotides. RefSeq names its product protein kinase CK2 regulatory subunit CK2B1, putative. Bases 1 to 975 code for a protein of 324 amino acids. NCBI's taxonomy places the organism in Eukaryota, Apicomplexa, Aconoidasida, Piroplasmida, Babesiidae. The transcript is spliced from 5 exons. The record is from RefSeq and is a predicted model, not a curated record. Gene Ontology annotation, molecular function: protein kinase regulator activity. Gene Ontology annotation, cellular component: protein kinase CK2 complex; cytoplasm.
AUGACACUGCCACAGCUACAAUAUCGAUACAACCAACCAUUUUACAAAUUAUCGACCGCUUUAACUUCUGCUAAACGCUCUGGAACGGCUUUUGCGGCGCCAACAUGUCUUCCGCGUCCCCCACUCCUUGCAGGGGACGUUAGCCGCCUGAACCCCGUGAAAUCCUACCUGGACACACAAGGGUUGGUGGCAUCCUCGGUGCGCGCUCUAACGGCGCCACUUCGUUCUCCGGGUUUCGCUACCCGCGACAUGGAGGAGGAUAUCGACGACUGGCAGGACCUAUCUGUCGAAGACGGUGACGCAAUGAGGUGGAUUCAGUGGUUCGCCUCCCUGGAGGGUCACGAAUUUUUACUCGAGGUGGAUGAGGCGUACAUUCGCGACCAGUUCAACCUGUGCGGUUUGAAGUCCAUGAAGAACUACGACAGUGCGAUGGACAUGAUCCUGGGAUUCGCUCCCUCUGAGGAGGUCUUCAUGGACACGUCCUUUUUGGACCUGUACAGGAGCGCGACGGAUCUCUACGGGAUGAUCCAUGCGCGCUUCAUCACGUCGCCCAUGGGCCUUCAGAUGAUGAAGGAGAAGUACCAGCAGGGCGUGUUUGGGCACUGCCCACGUGUAAGGUGCCAGCGGCAGAACGUGCUGCCCGUCGGCUUCAGCGACACGCUGCACAACCACCGCAUCAAGAAGUACUGCCCCCGUUGCCAGGAGGCGUACAUUUUCAAAUACGGCGAGGCACACGCCGACAUCGAUGGCGCCUUCAUCGGGCGGUCCUUCCCGCAUAUAUUCUUGCUCACGUUCCCGAGUCUCAUACCGGAGGAUCCACCAAUGCCUUACACUCCGCGCAUAUUCGGCUUCAAGGUGCACAACAUCAACUCAUUGAUCCAGAUAAAGCUCGAGAACGGCGAGUUCGGCCGUCUGCCGCUGGCCAAUGGCAAAUCGCACGAUGUGAACAACAUGGAGGACGAAAGUGAAACCUAG